AUGCCGCCAUAUGAGCCUCCGGUACAUAUGAGAGCACUUGAUUUGGAAGCAAUGUCUGCACCAGAAUUUCCUGAAUAUCCCUCAUUAUAUGUCAACACAUUAAGAGGGGCAAUGACAGAUGGAGAAUUGCAUGCAGGUAUGCAAUUUCAAAACAAAGAUGAUGCUAUAACAACAAUUAAAAAUUACUGCUUGCAGAAGUCCGUGGAAUAUAAAGUAAUCGAGUCUGGUCCAACUCGGUAUUUUGGAAGAUGCAAGUCAUAUGGCGAUGGAUGCAGUUGGAGAGUUCGCGCAUCCUAUAGCAAGAGGAAGCAGAUUUGGGAGAUUACAAAAUACAACGGCCCACACACUUGUACAGCAGCAAUGGUCUCCCAAGAUCAUUCAAAGCUAGAUUCAAACAUGAUUUCUCGAUGUAUACAAGCAUUGGUAAAAGAGAAGCCAUCUAUCAAUGUCUCUGUUUUAAUAGCAGAGAUCAGGAAUCGGUAUGGGUACACACCAACGUAUAGAAAGGUAUGGAUUGCAAAACAGAAAGCAAUUGAAGCUGCAUUCGGUAAUUGGGAGGAGUCAUAUAAUGAGUUACCGAAAUGGCUAUCAGCGUUACAACAAUUUGUCCCUGGGACAAUAAUUGAUCUCCAAACUCAACAAGCAUAUGAUGGAAAUUACCCGGUACGCGAUACUAACAUUUUCCAUAGGCUUUUUUGGAGUUUUCCCUCAUGUGUGGAGGCUUUCAAAUAUUGUAAGCCCGUAGUGCAGAUAGAUGGUACACAUCUUUAUGGAAAAUAUAAAGGGACUUUGUUGAUGGCAAUUGCACAAGAUGGUAAUAAAAAUAUUCUUCCAAUUGCAUUUGCCAUUGUGGAAGGAGAGACAUUAGAUGCAUGGCGUUUCUUCUUAGAGCAUCUACGAGCAGAUGUGACACCGCAGGAAGGCAUAUGUUUUAUUUCUGAUCGUCACCAAGCUAUCAAAGGAGCAUUUAGAGCAAUUGGUCGUCAGAUGAGUCCUCCUUAUGCCUAUCAU
This is a messenger RNA of Dioscorea cayenensis subsp. rotundata (Guinea yam), 1011 nucleotides long. RefSeq lists its product as uncharacterized. The record is from RefSeq and is a predicted model, not a curated record. The transcript has a single exon. NCBI's taxonomy places the organism in Eukaryota, Viridiplantae, Streptophyta, Magnoliopsida, Dioscoreales, Dioscoreaceae. The annotation marks the transcript as partial.